AUGCAUGGCCCCGACUCCGUUAGCAUGCUGUGCGUUUGCCCGAAGUGCAGUUAUCUCAAGGGCUCUCGUCGCGGCUCCGAGUCGCGGUUGCGUCCGAGGAGAGAGCCGCUUCCAACUCGUCCUCUGCCAGAGACUCCACCUACCACACCCAGCCCCAAAAAGAGCAAUGGCAUCUAUCACGCCCAACGGCCACGCUCAAACUCAGCAGGCUGCCCCGGGAACUGGUACCAAAAACAAUUCCUGGAAGAGAGUAGUCCCCGCGACUCGCCGCGGUAUCCUCAUUGGUUCGGGCGUCCAAAUCGCAGUGUGUCGAAAGGAAAUUCAUCGCCGUCAAAACAGGAGUUGAUGGAGCGGCUCGAGGCCGUACAUACAGGCAGCAAGGAACUGUCCAGCCGGCUAGAGUUUCUCCAAAAGAGACUGCGGUAUGUCUCGCUUGAGCGGGACAAAGCCAGGAGGGAACGAGACGCGGCAAAGCAGCAAUUGGCCCGGAAAGACUGGGAGGAUGCGAGGCUGUUUGUAAAGUGGUUGUGGCCUGAUUUGCAAGAGGACACUGGCGUUGACGAAGUUUUGGCUGACGACGUGCCGGAUCAUGUCGCGACCUGGAACGCGAAGAAUUUGUAA
Molecule: messenger RNA, 621 nt
Organism: Truncatella angustata
Lineage: Eukaryota; Fungi; Ascomycota; Sordariomycetes; Amphisphaeriales; Sporocadaceae
Exons: 1
Coding region: 1-621 (206 amino acids)
Source: RefSeq, a predicted model, not a curated record